This is a messenger RNA of Pistacia vera, 1319 nucleotides long. RefSeq names its product phosphatidylinositol transfer protein 1-like. The record is from RefSeq and is a predicted model, not a curated record. The coding region runs from base 245 to 1105 and encodes 286 amino acids. The transcript has 10 exons. NCBI's taxonomy places the organism in Eukaryota, Viridiplantae, Streptophyta, Magnoliopsida, Sapindales, Anacardiaceae. Gene Ontology annotation, biological process: phospholipid transport.
CGUUUUGACUGUCUUGUCAUGUCAUGUCAUGAUUCUGCCCAUAACGCUACGCUAAAUUGCGCUGUUCUUCCAUUAAUAUUAUUCCGAAAUCCGAAGCUCUCAUUCACUUCAUUUCUCCAUUUGGCAAACUUUAAGCUUUAAUCUCUUCCAUCUCAUCUUCUGUCUCUUUCCUUUUUGCUCUCACUUUGCCUCGUUUUCAGCUCGCAACUCUUCGCUCUGCACAGCUCAGGAAUUUGCUUGAAAAAUGGUUCAAAUUAAAGAAUUUCGAAUUGUGAUGCCCAUGUUGUUAGAAGAGUAUCACAUAGCUCAGAUGUACAUGGUCAUGAAGAUGCAGCAGCAAAAUUCAAAUGGUGAUGAAGGUGUUGAAGUCUUGGAGAACAGGCCCUUUGAAAAUGAUGUAUAUGGAAGAGGUCAAUUCACAUCUAAAAUUUAUCGCUUACAAAGCAAAGCACCUGCUUGGCUUACAACUUUUGCACCGGCAGAUGCUCUUGUCAUGCAAGAGGAAGCCUGGAAUGCAUACCCAAGAUGCAAAACAGUUAUAAAGUGUCCAUAUUUUACCAAGUUCUGUCUCACCAUUGAAACUGUUCAUAAAGCUGACAGUGGGCAGUCAGAAAAUGUGCAUAACUUAAGCAAGGAACAACUGGCAGCUAGGCAGGUAGAAGUUCUUGACAUAGCUUCAACUGAAAGGGAUUAUUGGAGUUAUGCUAUUGGAACUAAUAGUACAGACUUUUCUACAUUUAAAUCAAAGAGAACUGGACGUGGUCCGCUUUUGGAGGGCUGGCAGGAUAGCUGCAAUCCUGUUAUGACAGCAUAUAAAUUGGUGACUAUUGAUGCACCAUACUGGGGAUUUGGUUAUCGACUUGAACAAGCUUUAUUGGCGGGUGAAAGGGCUCUUUUUCUGGAAAGUCAUCGGAAUUGUUUUGGCUGGAUCGAUCAAUGGUUUGGCAUGACAAUGCAGCAAAUACGUCAACUUGAAAGACAAAGCGAAUCCUCAUUAAAUGAGAGAAUUGGCAAGACAACUUCAAAAACAACUUCAGAAGAUUUUGAGCAAAGAUUUUCCUAUGAUGAAGAAAUUUAUAGCAAGAGCCAAGAGGUCACCACUUAGUUCUGAAGAGGAUUACGUUUACAUUCAUCGGCUCGACUCGACUCGAAUGUCACAAGUUUAAUUCUCCUGAAAAUCUAUAUGGUGGCAUUAAAUUUUACAAGAUUGAUAGAUAGCAAACUGAAAUUCAUUGUAGUAGUUAUUUAUUUUUCUAGUAACACCAGAGCACUGUACAUCAUGUUUCAGCAGAAAUUCCAUGAUCCACUGUUUUAUUUGA